CCGCCUCAUUUCCGGUGCUCUCUCGCUGGGUCGCUCGGGUCGGCUUCGGUCGCCGUCGCUCCCGCUCUUCCACCCCCGCCAACCGCCGCUCGGGCCUAGGCUGCCGUCGCGUCGCUUCCUCGCUCGCUCGCUACACAUCCUCCCCGAUGCAGCGCCGGGACGACCCUGCCGCGCGCCUGACUCGGUCCUCAGGCCGCAGCGGCUCCAUGGACCCUUCAGGUGUCCACCCCUCGGUGCGUCAGACCCCGACUCGGCCGUCACCGCUGCCACACCGGUCCCGGGGAGGCGGAGGUGGGCCUAGAGGGGGCGUACGGGCCUCGCCCGCCACGCAGCCGCCACCGCUGCUGCCUCCCUCGGCCACGGGUCCCGACGCGACUGUCGUGGGUUCCGCGCCGACCCCGCUGCUGCCCCCGUCAGCCACAGCCGCGGCCAAGAUGGAGCCGGAGAAUAAGUACCUGCCCGAACUCAUGGCAGAGAAGGACUCCCUCGACCCGUCUUUCACUCACGCCAUGCAGCUCUUGUCCGUAGAAAUUGAGAAGAUUCAGAAGGGAGAGUCAAAAAAAGACGAUGAGGAGAAUUACUUGGAUUUGUUUUCUCAUAAGAACAUGAAACUGAAAGAACGGGUACUGAUACCUGUCAAGCAGUAUCCAAAGUUCAAUUUUGUGGGGAAGAUUCUUGGACCACAAGGAAAUACAAUCAAAAGACUUCAAGAAGAGACUGGUGCGAAGAUCUCUGUCUUGGGAAAGGGUUCAAUGAGAGACAAAGCUAAGGAGGAAGAGCUUCGCAAGGGUGGAGACCCCAAAUAUGCCCAUUUAAAUAUGGAUCUGCAUGUCUUCAUUGAAGUCUUUGGACCCCCGUGUGAGGCUUAUGCUCUUAUGGCCCAUGCCAUGGAAGAAGUCAAGAAAUUUCUAGUACCAGAUAUGAUGGAUGAUAUCUGUCAGGAGCAGUUUCUAGAAUUGUCCUACUUGAAUGGAGUUCCUGAACCCUCUCGUGGUCGUGGGGUACCAGUGAGAGGACGAGGAGCUGCCCCGCCUCCUCCACCUGUUCCCAGAGGCCGUGGUGUUGGACCACCUCGAGGGGCUUUGGUUCGUGGGACCCCAGUAAGAGGUUCCAUUACCAGAGGUGCCACUGUGACUCGAGGAGUGCCACCCCCACCCACUGUGAGAGGUGCCCCAACACCAAGAGCUAGGACAGCAGGCAUCCAGAGAAUACCUUUACCUCCACCACCUGCACCAGAAACUUAUGAAGACUAUGGAUAUGAUGAUACAUAUGCAGAACAGAGUUAUGAAGGAUAUGAAGGCUAUUACAGCCAGAGCCAAGGGGAGUCAGAAUAUUAUGACUAUGGACAUGGGGAGGUUCAAGAUUCUUAUGAAGCUUAUGGACAAGAUGACUGGAAUGGGACCAGGCCAUCACUGAAGGCCCCCCCAGCUAGGCCAGUGAAGGGAUCAUACAGAGAGCACCCAUAUGGACGUUAUUAAAAACAAACAGGAGGGGAAAAUAUCAGUUAUGAGCAAAGUUGUUACUGAUUUCUUGUAUCCCAGGAUUCCUGUUGCUUUACCCACAACAGACAAGUAAUUGUCUAAGUGUUUUUCUUCGUGGUCCCUUUCUUUUCCCCACCUUCCUCCAUUCUUAACUCUGCAUUCUGGCUUCUGUAUGUAGUAUUUUAAAAUGAGUUAAAAUAGAUUUAGGAUAUUGAAUUAAUUUUUUUAAGUGUGUAGAUGCUUUUUUCUUUGUUGUUUAAAUAUAAACAGUGUACCUUUUAUAAUAAAAAAAGAAGUUGAGUAAAAAAAAAACACAAACAUGUUAGUUUCAAAAGUGACAUUGCUUGCUUAAAGGUUCUGAAGUAAAGGCUUGUUAACUUUUUCUUAGUUUUGAUUUGAGGCACCCCGUAAAGUCAUAGUUGCAGAAUCCCAAACUAGGCUACAUUUCAAAAUUCAGGGCUGCUUAAGAUGUAAAAUCACAAUGUUAACGGCAGUAGGCACCACCAUGUAAAAGUGAGCUCAGACGUCUCUAAAACAUUUCCUUUAAAAGCACAUGGCGGUUGAAUCUUAAGGUUAAAUUUUAAUACGAAAGAUCCUCAUGAAAUAAAUAGUUGAUGCAAUUUUUAACGUUAAUUGACUUAAAACAACAACAAAAUUAGGUUUGUAAAACUGACUUUUUCUUUACGUGGGUUUUGAAAUCUAGCCCCAGACAUACAGUGUUGAGAGAUACUUAGUGGGGGGAGGGGUAGAUAGAGAUUGACUAAGAAUGAUGGGGGAGAGGAGCUGGCCACCUAAAUGGAAUUUGAUGGAGUACUUUUUAGCCGCAAUCUUUUCAGUAAUAGUACUGAUAAUCAAAUUUUCAGUAUUUAAGAUGUCAGAGUAUUUUGUCCAUUUGAGAGUCUGCACUCCAUGAAAAACUCACUUGGACACUGGGGCCAAAAGCUGAUGAUGUUCAUUAAAUUGACCGUUGUCAAUUUUGAGCUGUUCCCAAGGUAGUCAAGUAUGUCUCAACACUAGCAUGAUAUAAAAAGGGACACUGCAGCUGAAUGAAAAAGGAAUCAAAAUCCACUUUGUACAUAAGUUAAAGUCCUAAUGGAUUUGUACCGUCCUCCCAUUUUGUUCUCGGAAGAUUAAAUGAUACAUGUGUUAAGUCUGCCUAAAUAGGUAGCUUAAACUUAUGUCAAAAUGUCUGCAGCAGUUUGUCAAUAAAGUUUAGUCCUUUUUUAAUCAAA
Microtus oregoni (creeping vole) is the source of this 2713-nucleotide messenger RNA. It is a transcript of the gene Khdrbs1, whose product is annotated as KH RNA binding domain containing, signal transduction associated 1. Gene Ontology annotation, cellular component: nucleus. Lineage: Eukaryota; Metazoa; Chordata; Mammalia; Rodentia; Cricetidae. Gene Ontology annotation, molecular function: poly(A) binding; mRNA binding. Gene Ontology annotation, biological process: regulation of alternative mRNA splicing, via spliceosome. Bases 147 to 1478 code for a protein of 443 amino acids. The record is from RefSeq and is a predicted model, not a curated record. The transcript is spliced from 9 exons.